Messenger RNA from Fonsecaea multimorphosa CBS 102226, 1527 nucleotides. RefSeq lists its product as uncharacterized. The coding region runs from base 1 to 1527 and encodes 508 amino acids. The record is from RefSeq and is a predicted model, not a curated record. The transcript has 4 exons. Lineage: Eukaryota; Fungi; Ascomycota; Eurotiomycetes; Chaetothyriales; Herpotrichiellaceae.
AUGCCCGACCAGCCCAAGUCCUUGCCUAUACGGGGCGACAGGCGCAGUAAUGGUCGAGCUGCUGGACGAAACAACGACGACCCGAGGAAUGAUGGACAAGUUCCUGCGCAGAGACGCCCCGAUGCUCCUCGAUCCACGCCGCAGAUCGUUCCUCAACCGGCGCAAGCAAGAUUUACCGUUGCCGACCAACAUCAACGUCCGUCAAUUGCGAGCAACCCAAUAUUCCCUCAGGAGAGAACUUCACGGGGCUAUGAAAUUGCUCCUGGGGAACAACAGAGCCCUCGGGUUUCCCAUCCAAACGCACCGGGUGCGUCGUCGUUCAACAGCAGUCUAGACUUGCUGCUUCGAGGGUUCGCAAAUAUCCCGAAAGGCGAUUUUGAGAAUGUCGCGACAUAUCUUCGGGCGAAUCCCUCGGUUCUCAGACAGGAAGCACAAGCUCUUCGGACAGAAGCCAUUCACGCGUAUCGUUACGCGAGCCGCGGAUCCGAGGUGAAAUAUAGUGGCAAAGCUAUGUACGGUGAUAGUUGCAUUCAACAAUAUGUGAUUCUCAAGCAAUUACAACACAUACGCCAGAAACUCAUCGAAGCACGACAUCCCAAGAGAGUGACGACUGAAGAGGUGGAUGAAACCAUCAACCGCUUCUUCGACCAGUUGCUUGACAAAGCGUCUUCUACGAGGAAACAACUUUAUGAAGAAGUGGACAAAGCUCGUGUCGAUGCCAAAAGACAGUUGCAGAGUGCCGGCCAUGGCCCUCUAACCACCACCAGCAGCCCCCAGCAACCACAGACGCCGAUGACCACAUCUUAUACAGUUAAUCAAGCUCACUUAGCUCAGCAAGGUUCAUUCUCAACCACAGCCUCUCAUGAAACCAGCCCCCCGAGCCUUGCACUUUUGAGUCUGCGUAGCUCGGGUGGAGAUGAUGAAAGCCGUCCUAGGCAACCGGGUCCGACAACGCAAAUUCCGCGAGGCGAGAAUGCCACCGCAGCAUUAGACUCCAGGUACGUAACUAGACCAUCAGCCUACUACCAACCGGGGCGCGUCUUUGCUAUGCUCUGGCAUGAACCCUACAACGAGGGCUCCGGAAACACCGGGAACGACUCGCGACACAGCUACCUGAGCGAGCAUGUGAGCAUAGGGCCCUAUGGACAACUCAUAUACACCUCGAUCCGCAGGAUGGUUGUCGUCCGACAGGGUCACGGCUGCAGUGUUUGUAUUCAUAUCAGCACCUACGGCAAAAGAGGACUGGCCAAAUUCAAAAGGUCCCCAACAGAUAUUGACGCCCAUUCCAUCAUCUAUAUGGACGACACAGAGCCUCAGCACCAACCGGGCGAACCUAGAUCGAACAAAAUCCCUAUCGCAGUCAAGAAAGCAAGUCCAGAUCAGAGACUGAAUCCGUGGAGCCGUCUCUGCUACUCCCAACCGCAGACGGUGCAACACACAGUGAAAACCUUGGACGUGGGCUGGGUGACCAAAGACUGUCUGCCAUACUUGCUCAGUUAUUUCCAGAGGGUCAACGCACUCCCUUGA